UAGUAAAUAAAAAUGGCUGGGAAGUUAAAAGUUUGUUCCUUAUCAAUGUGGUGAAAAAAUAAAUAAUAUGAGUUGAAAAUUAUAGAAUUAUGUUCUUAAAAACGUAGAAUUUAAAAGUUAAUCAUAUUAGUUUUAACAAUUUACAAUCAUUAAUUAUAAUUGAAUGUAAGAAAUAAAAUAAUUUUCUAUUGUGAAAACAUCUGGAGCUAGCGCCAUAGUGUGGAUAAGAAGCAGUCGAAAAUAAGGAUAUUUUCGUUUCAAGUGUUCAACAGUAAGACAUGAAUUCCUUCUAUUUUUAGACUGUGGCUUCGAUAAAUUAUCAAAAUGGUUGUGGGAGAGGCCAGUAUACACAAUAUAAUGGGGGGCAUGGAAAGUACAGGAGGUGUACGACUUCAUAAUCAUAAAAGAAAAUUAAAACAAAGGUUUGAUAUAAUUAAAAAAUUAGGUCAAGGAACAUAUGGCAAAGUACAGUUAGGAAUAAAUAAAGAAACCGGCCAAGAAGUAGCAAUUAAAACAAUUAAAAAAUGCAAAAUAGAAACUGAAGCCGAUCUAGUCAGAAUUAGAAGAGAAAUUCAAAUUAUGUCCAGUGUUCAACAUCCAAAUAUUAUUCACAUUUAUGAAGUUUUUGAAAAUAGAGAGAAAAUGGUGCUAGUCAUGGAGUAUGCAGCGGGUGGUGAAUUGUACGAUUAUUUGAGUCAAAGGAAAGUUUUAACUGAAGAGGAAGCACGACGAAUAUUCCGUCAAAUAGUGACCGCGGUCUUUUACUGUCACAAACACAAUAUUUGCCAUAGAGAUUUAAAACUCGAGAAUAUUUUAUUGGAUCAAAUUGGAAAUGCAAAAAUAGCCGAUUUCGGUCUAUCGAAUGUUUUCGAUGGGAAAAGAUUGUUGAAUACAUUUUGUGGAAGUCCACUUUACGCGAGUCCGGAAAUUGUCAAAGGAACACCAUAUCACGGUCCCGAGGUCGACUGUUGGAGUUUGGGCGUUCUUUUGUAUACUCUUGUUUACGGUGCCAUGCCAUUCGAUGGAUCUAAUUUCAAGAGACUAGUUAAACAGAUCUCGUCUUCCGAUUAUUUUGAACCAAAAGUGCCAUCUCCUGCGUCUACUUUAAUAAAAGAAAUGCUCACAGUGUGUCCAGGAACAAGGUCCGACAUACAAAAAAUUUGCACCCACUGGUGGGUAAAUGAAACUUACGAAAAAAAUUGUCUACUAAUCGCCGAAGAAUUGGCGGCUCAAACUCCAGUGCGUUUAGAUUUAUUGCUAUCACUGGUUCCACAGUCGGCGAACGCUGACAAAUUAGUUGUAGGUGAACAUCAAUCGGACGAAACAAAUCUUCCAGCUGACACAACGUCUGAAGUUCAAAUGCCAACGAGAUCAUAUUCCGCUGAUAAUUUCAUGGAAUUCGAACGAAGUACUUCCACCGAUGUAAUGCGGGAAAUAACAGACAUCGAAUCAUCAAGACAAACGAAUAAUGGCGAUGCGAAGAGAAAAUUGGAAAGUACAUCGUCAGUCGACGAAAAUAUGUCCGCACUGACAAAGCGAAAAGAAAUUUUAAAAACAGAAAAAAAUGAUGACAAGUCCCAAACAGCAAUGGAUAUUGACCAGACCACAAGCGAAGUAAUUUCACCAACAAUUGAAAAUACAGAAAAUACAAAUGUAAAACACCCGGAAAAAUUAACACCCGAAAAUAAAUCCGAAGGAGAAAAUUCCAAACCAAUAAAGCAGAAUAAAAUCACCGUCGAUUUGACUGGAAAACACGUGAUGAUGGAUUCGAUAAAAGAUAAUAAUCCCGAGCAAGAAAUUCCGGUGAAGACUGUUAAAAAAUUAAGAGAUAAAUCACAUUCACUUGAUUCGGCGUCAAUAAGUGAUGUGACAAAAGCCAUUAAGACUGUGGAGCGACGACGUUCGAAAAUUUUUGAAACCGCCGAAAAGUUCAAUCAAAUGUUGUCAAACGUUGAAAGUGAGAAACCAAAGAAAAUUUUCAUUCCCGGUGUGAAUGUGGGUGGCGCGAAGCGAGCAUUUGAGAGAAAAGCGAGUCUUAAUUCUGGCAGUGUGCCAAUUUCUACAAAGGAAAAAAUAACAUCGAAACUUGGAAAAAAUUUAGAUAAAAAGUCGGAGAAACCUACCGAUGAAGAGAAGCUAAAUACCGACAAUGAUUGUAAAAUUGAGAAAAAUAAUACUUCUCAAGAAGAGAAUACAUCGAAUUCCAGUAAAUCUGAUCCAAAUUCAAAGCGAAAUCUUAUCAUUCAAUUGGGACCGAAUGACUUGAGAGCGGCAACUGUUACAGUUUCGACACCGGUUGACACGAAAUUGUCACCGGAAUUGAAGCAAGAUUUCCAACCGACACUGGUGAGUGAUGUUGAACCAGUAAAAAUAAAUUCAACGCCGGAGAAGCCAAAGAAGAGCAGCAAAAUGGAAAUAACAUUGCAAAGUACCGCUAAAGGUGCAUCGCCGAAAACAAUGAAAACCGAAAUUAUGUUAGGGGAAUUAAAAUCCCCGCAAAGUCCAACCUACAAAACGGAAAUUGAAGCCAAGAUAAACACCGCAGAUCCACGAAAAAUUCAAACACAACGUUCGGAAGUGGCUUUUCCAAUUGCCGCCGUAUCGCCACAAAUUAGUGCGAGUUCGAGUUAUGACGACAAAGAAAAACCCACCAUUGCUUUCAGAAAGGAACGCAGUGUUCCUAUUCAGAUGGACCUUUCUUAUAAUCCAAGUGAACAGAAGAGAGCGCCAUUGAAAUAUCCAUCAGCAGAUUAUUCGGAAUCAUUUGAGCGUCAAUCGACAAUUGAUUCUGAUACGGACAAUACUUCAAAAUCUGUCAUUGGACCCGAGCCAAUUAGAAAAAGCCCUAGGGAGUAUAUCAUUCCUAUUGCCGUCGAAGGUGCUAAUUAUAUAACACCACGGGCCGAUAGUGUAGAUAUUGAGAGUAAAAACAGUGCGUCAAGUUUGUCCAGUCUGUCAAGAUCGAGAUUCGGAAAGUCCAGGAGAAUCAGCUCUCUACUCUCUGACGCCAGUGAGGACGAUGAAUCUCCAUUCUUGUCACUCAGUAGGGACAGCGAUGAUCUGUUCCAACGUCACAUGCAUCGUUUGAGAAGUUCACGACCCAGAAGACAACCUUCCGAUCUCGCUGAUAGUUUAUCGUCCGGUGAAGAAGACGACGACGAUGGUUUUGAACUUCUCACGGCAGAAAAUUUAUUCUCAACACUAUUGUCACGAGUCCGAAGUCUCACGCAGAGAUUAAAUGUGGACGACAAUAAGAAUAGUCUCUUCCCCAAUUCUCGAUUACUUGGACGUUUCGAUUCCAAUCCAUCGCAGUCAUUUUGGGGGACACGCGAACCAUUGUCAAGGCGAAUCUCAGAAUCACAAUUCCAACGAUCGUCGAAUUGUGACAUGGACCGAUUGAGUCGUAAAAAUUCAUUUGGAAUGAUGAAUCCAAAAUAUCAAGAUAGUCAGACUUCACUGGGAGAAUCGUCCAAGGAGAGUCUCUCCUCCUCGGGGAGAAGUAACACUUUGCCAAGGGAUAAUUAUCACGAUAAUUCAACAGAAGAAGCACAGUUCAAUGAAUCACUGGAUUACAAUUUCACACCAAGUUUAACUCGUCGAUUAAAUAGCAAAUUCGGUCAACAAUCAAGAAUUCAUACGGGAGUAUCGCCCUUCAAUUCACCCGAGAAGAAUUACCAGCAAAUCUUGACAGAUACGUUAAAAUUGAAAAAAGAUUACGAUAAUGAAAAUUGUAAUACAAAUUUAAAACAAUCGGGCGAAAGAAGUGAAAGAAGUCUUAGAAGAAGUACAAGUUUACUAGAACCAAGAAACGAUCUCUGUGGAUUUAAUUUCGCCUCAUUGAGAAAUACCGACAGCUUUUUCGAUAAUCGAGAAAAACUUUUAUCAUCAAGAUGGAAAACUGGCGAUAGAGAAUAUAGACGAGGUUUCAGUGUCGGUAGAAUUUCAGAAUUUCCAAAUAUGAACACUGACAAUAAUCUUGAAUCGAAUUUAUUUAACGAUUCAAUAUCGGCGUGUGACUCGAGUACAAAUUUACACGAUUCAGCUUCAAGUCGUUCGAUAAUGUCAUGUGAAUCAUCGGCAGCAAAUUCAUUUUCAAAUAUUCAAGAUCAUUCAUCGUCAUCCACUUUGCCAUACAAAUCGUCGAAACCUUCACGAAAUUUCGAAAUUCGUUUACUCGCCGCCGAGAGUCUUAUAAAAGCCUCAAAAUUCAAGAAUCUCGAUGAUCCGAAAUUAGAUUCAAAUUCAAAAUUCGAAACAACAAAUGCAAAAUUUAAAAAUCACGAUGACUCGAAAUUCGAUUCGAAAUUUGAUACAAAUACAAAAUUUGAUACAAAUGCAAAAUUUGAUACGAAUACAAAAUUUGAUACGAAUUCGAAAUUAGACAGCAAUACUAAUAAUAAAACUCCAGAUGUAAUUUCCGAAAUGGUGAAUUCAAUGAUUAUGAAACGUAAUCGUUCGAUUCCCUUUCCGCGAUUUCGCUCGAGUUCCUUGAAUCGAGAAUUUGCCUUCGACGAAAGGAGAAAAUCGCCCUUCACAUCCACCGAUUCGCCGGCGGAAAAAUCACUUUUCCAAAAAUUGCCCAAAUUUCAACGACACGACGAGGAAGAAUCUUCGUCUUCAAUCAAAGACGAGAGCAACGAUUCGAAAAUCGAGAAAGGACAACGUCGAAUUUCACGUUUUUUGAGACCGGACUUUUUCGACACACCAAGGGAAGAGAGUCAGUACGUAAAGGACAAGGAGGCGAAGAAAGCUUUGGAAAAUGAACGCAGAAAAUCGAGAUUCAUGCGAAAACCAAUUGAAAAUGCAUUUGAUCCUAAUCAGAUAAUUUCCGAUCCAAUUACAAUAAAAGAACAAGAGACUCCAAGCGAUGAUCAACAUAAAAAGACUUCCGAGAAUUCGUACUUAAUAAAGCAAUUAUCGAACAAUGACAACGAGGUGGAGAAACUUCCACCAACAGAUUCUGCAUUAUUUACACACUACAUUCCCGAAACUAUCGAUGUAAACGAAAAAACAAAACCAGAAGAAACUCCUGCUCCGAAGAAGCCUUCGAAAAUAUUUUCCAAAUCAAAAACCGUUCCUCGAAUCGAUGUGCCGAGUAAAGAAGAAGUAAAAACAAGCGAAAGUGCAUCAAACAUGCGAUUUCGAAGUAAAAUCCCGACAAAAUUCAAGAAAAAUGAAACCAAUGCGGUGAAAAAAAUCACCGACAGCAAUAAACUGCCAAAUACAAAAACCCCUGAAGUCUCGUCCCUAUCAUCGUCGUCAUCAACAUCAAAAGUAAAAAAGAAGGACAACGAAUUGAGCCUCCUGCAAAGAUCCAAGACAGAGGUGAAAAAAUCCCUAGAACAAUGCUCGAAAUUAGUGAAAAAAUACAGUCUCGAGAAUUCGAAAAAAUUAAAAGCAGAAAAAGAAUUAGGAGCUGGAAAAACAAGAACAAAUUCGAUCGAGAAGGAAAAAUCGUCAGAGAGAAAUUUAGAGAGAAAUCUAGAGAAGAAUUUAGAGAAGAAUUCAGCUCGAAACAUCGUUCAGGUAGAAAUCGUUUCCGAUCGAACAACACCCGACAAGAAGCAAUCAUCAAAAACCGACAAAGCAUUUAGAGAAAAAUCCCAAUCGCCAAAUAGCGAAAAUAAUUCCGAAGAGAAUGGCAAGAAAAUUGUCAAAAAAAUCCUACCCUCUCUAUCAAGGAUAAAUUCGACCCUGAAAAAUCACGAAAAGGGUGAGAAAAAAUUACUGAAGCGCACAAAAGUCAAAGAAGUCAACGAAAAAGAAAAUGAUGUUGCGAAAAAGAAAGAAGAGAACGGUAUAAAAAAGAAGGAAGACCAAGAAAAAAGUACUAGCACCAAGAAAAAAGAAGUCGAUAUUAUCAAAAAACGAAAUCAAGACGAAAUCAAGAAGAAGGAGAUCGACAAUAUUCUCCAAAAGAAGAAAAAAAUAACUCUAAAAAAAUCGAGUAAUUUAAUUAAAAUUGAAAAAAAGCAAUCGCCUGAGACCAGCGACUCUUCGGAGGAGAAAUUCGACUAUAAGAAUGCAACAAAAAAAUUAAACGAGGCAAAAAAUGGCGUUUUACCGAAAGUCGAAAAAUUUCUCCCCCUUGAAAAAAUUUCAGUCCUACUUCCAGAAAGUGAAUCAAAAGAAAAAGGAAAAUUCGAAAAUAAUUUCAAUUUAGACGAGACAACUGACAACAAAGAACAAAAUCUCUUCUACCAAACAUCGGAAAAUCUCAACUCGAGAUCAAAAGAACAGAGCAAAUCUCCCGAUCUCUCACAAAUCGACACCUCGGAAUAUUUCAAUUUCAAUUUCUGCCCUAGCGAUUCCGAAACCAAUAGAAGUGAUUCCACCUUACCAAUUCGCGACAUUCGCGACCACCAGGAACAGGAAUCAAUAAUCGAUCGAAUACGAAGAAAAAGUUUCUAUUCCCGUUUCAACGAUAGAAAACGUAAAACACUCGUGUCUCCCUUGACAUCACGAUCGGAGAUGUGGCCAAGUAUGACCCUACCAAAGAAUUUCAGUUUCACCAGUUCGAAAAAAAAUGAUUCAAAUACCAAACAACAACAAAAGAGAAAUAGUUUGUAUAAUAAUAUUUUAUCCGAUUCAAAGAAUACGGAUCGAAAUCGUUAUUCUUUCUGUUCGGAUAAUUCAAUUUCGUCAAUUGAUAAUAAUCACGAUCUACCGAGACGUAAAUAUUCCACUGCCACUGAUUUCAAUUUAAGCAAAAAUCAUUUUGGAAAUAAUACAAUUCCGAGGAAGGAAAAUAAGAAAUUCCCAAUAAUGGGACAUUGUGAUGAGGAAACAAUUGCUAAGAAUUGGUCGUAUUCCUCCAUUCCUAGUGAAAGUUGCAGCAAUGAUUUCAUGGAAGAUGGUGCCAAUUUUAUGCAAACUAGAAAGAAAGAUUAAUUAUGAGUUCUAACAAAAGAAGUAUAGCAGGCUUUCUGCGCUAAUAGCGAUAGACAUUUUCUAUAAACUGGUUGAUAUUUUUAAUACGUAAUUAAAAUAUUUUAAUGAAAUUACGACAAUUUUUUUUUGGCAAAAAAAUAUAAUUUUCAUGAAAGUAUAAAAAUACUUUCGGUAUAAAAAUACCAAAAGUCUCGGUAGUAUAAAAAUGCCGAAAGUAAAAAGAGUGUUUAAACUUUGGUUAAAUUUCGAUUUUUCAAUUCGAAGAAAGUAAUCUAAGUCAUGAAUUUUCUAAUUUACUGAAUGUAAUCAACACUUUGAAAUAAGUCACUAGGUAAGAUAUUUUUAAUCUAGAAAAAAUGUUCGCUAGUGGAACAAGUAUAAAAUAAGUUUUAUGUCGUUUGUCCUUAUAAAAUAUUUUCUACUGUAAUUCCGUUCAUUUCAUUUCAUUCUAUUUUUCUUGAAAAGAUUUCUAAAAAAAUUGUACAUUACAAAAAAAAUAUCAUGACCAAAAUUUAUAUCUUAAUAAACCUUUGAUGAUGCGAAAUAGUUUUCGAAGGAAACCGAAACAAUCCGAAAGGGAUUGUUCACAAUUUAAAAGCGAAGUUUACAUUUGUAAACACUCCCAAAGCAGAUUAUUUCUCAAAACCGAAAAAAAAGUCUUCAUUAUUAUUUAUUUAUGAAAAUCACUCGUUCAUUUAAAUUUCUGAAUUUUACUUCAUGUUAUUUUUCUCUUUAAAUAAUGGACUGAUUAAGAUAUUUACUAUUAUAUACAAUAAAUUUUAUACCUUUUUUCGUAUUUUAAAAAACAAAAACACGUCGUCGAAACCAAAUUAUAAACUAGUCUUCUGUUUUCAAUUAUACAAAGUUUAUGAAAUAAAUAAUUACUACUUUUAA
Leptopilina heterotoma is the source of this 7785-nucleotide messenger RNA. RefSeq lists its product as uncharacterized. The record is from RefSeq and is a predicted model, not a curated record. Lineage: Eukaryota; Metazoa; Arthropoda; Insecta; Hymenoptera; Figitidae. The transcript has 10 exons. Gene Ontology annotation, biological process: microtubule cytoskeleton organization; protein phosphorylation; intracellular signal transduction. Gene Ontology annotation, cellular component: cytoplasm. The coding region runs from base 325 to 6891 and encodes 2188 amino acids. Gene Ontology annotation, molecular function: protein serine/threonine kinase activity; ATP binding; tau-protein kinase activity.